Molecule: messenger RNA, 579 nt
Organism: Fraxinus pennsylvanica
Lineage: Eukaryota; Viridiplantae; Streptophyta; Magnoliopsida; Lamiales; Oleaceae
Source: the annotation of a GenBank genome assembly
AUGUAUGCUUCUAACACAACACAGUACCAGAAAUACACAGAACUCACGACGCCUCCGGCAACGCCAGAAAACGAUGCAGCAACUGGGAUUCCAGUCAGUUCAUCUGGCCAAUACUACUCUGAUAUCCCCCAACCACAUGUUCAUGUUCAUGUUCCACCCAAGCCUAAAGUUCCUUGGUCCACUGGCCUAUUUGACUGCUUCUCAGAUGUCCGGAAUUGUUGCAUAACAUGCUGGUGUCCAUGUAUUACUUUCGGACGGAUUGCUGAGAUUGUCGACAAAGGAUCAAGUUCCUGUGGACAGAGUGGAGCCCUUUACACAAUUCUAGCUUGUGUGACUUGCUGUCCAUGCUUUUAUUCAUGUUUCUAUCGAUCAAAAAUGAGGAAACAGCAUGUUCUGCAUGAAUCCCCAUGUGGGGAUUGCUGCGUUCAUUGCUUUUGCGAGUCUUGUGCCUUGUGUCAAGAGUAUCGAGAACUCAAAAUCCGUGGUUUUGAUAUGACCAUUGGAUGGCAUGGAAAUGUGGAGAAACAUAAUACUGAUACAGGAUUGGCUCCAGUUGUUGAAGAAGGAAUGAGUCGAUAA